Messenger RNA from Mirounga angustirostris (Northern elephant seal), 5105 nucleotides. RefSeq names its product transcription elongation factor A like 3 (gene TCEAL3). The coding region runs from base 4158 to 4847 and encodes 229 amino acids. Lineage: Eukaryota; Metazoa; Chordata; Mammalia; Carnivora; Phocidae. The record is from RefSeq and is a predicted model, not a curated record. The transcript is spliced from 3 exons.
AACGACUGAGCCACCCAGGCGCCCCGCCUCAUAUAUUUUGACACUUUCGUUAGGUACAUACGUAUUUAGGAUUAUUAUGUGUUUGGUUUUUUCCAUAAUUGAUCCCUUUGUCAUUAUGUAGUGCCUUUUUUUUUAUCUCUGAUACUUUAAUUGUUCUCAAGUCUGCUUUAUCUGAAAUUAUAUAGCUAUUCCAGCAUUUUUUUUGUAGGCUCUGUGCCCACUGUGGGGCUUGAAUUCAUGCCCCCAAGAUUAAGAGUCAAAUACUGUACCCCCUGAGCCAGCCAGGCACCCCUCCAGCAUCCUUUUUUGUCCAUAUUUCUUUUGAUUAGUAUAUAUGGUGGUAUAUAAUCUUUCUCCAUUGCUUUCCUUGUAAACUUUCAGAGUCUUUAUUUGUUUAUUUAUUUUAAAGACUUUAUUUAUUUAUUUGUCAGAGAGCACAAGCAGGGGGAUCGGCAGGCAGAGGGAGAAGCAGGCUCCCUGCUGAGCAAGGAGCCCGUUGCAAGACUUGAUCCCAGGACCCCAGGAUCCUGACCUGAGGCGAAGGCAGAUGCUUAACCCACUGAGCCACCCAAGCACCCAGUCUUUAUUUUUAAAAUGGGCCUCUUGUCCAAAACAUAUAGUUGGAUUUUAUUUGUCCAUUCUGACAAUUUCUGUCUUUAGUGGGUGUAUUUGGAGCAUUCAUAUUUAAAAUGAUUCUUGAUAUAUAUUUGGAUUAAUAUCAACAAUGUGUAACUGUUUUCCAUUUGUUUCCAAGGCUUCUUUUUCUGCCUUCUCUAGUUCUGAGUAUUUUACAUGAUUCCAUUUGUCUUCUCUUAGUGUAUCAAUUAUAUUUCUUUUAAAAAAAUUUUUACUUAUUUCCCUCAAUUUUACAAUAUAUAUUUUUAACUAGGUUUACUUUCAAAAAACCAUCUUCUGCUUCACUUAUAUGUAGUAUAGGUACCCUAUUACAGAGUAUUCAUUAUUCAUUUCACUUAUUCAUAUGCUAUAAUCACUAAAUAUAUUGUUAAUAUUAGUACUUUAAACAUUUAUCUUUUGUAUCACUUAAGAAUAAGAAAAAGGAAACAAUUUCAUUAUACUUUCAUGUAUUCCCUUCUACUGUUCUUUAUGAAGAUUUGAGUUGCUGACCUAUUUUGAGUUGCUGAUCAAUUUUCUUUUGCCUAGAGAAAAGUUUUUAACAUUUCUUUAAGGGAAGGUUUGCUGGUCAUCAGUUUUUGUUUGAGAAAAAUCUUUAUUUCUCCUUCACUUUUGAAGGACAGUUUUGCUGAAUAUAAAAUUUUAAUUUGGUGGGUUUUUUUUUUUUUCCUUUCAACACUUUAAAUAUUUCCACAGUUACAGAGAUAGAAGUGUUAAUGCUAAAAUGGAAAAUUUAUUUCUCCUUGUAGUUCUGUCAAAUUUUGAUUUAUUUAUUUUGAGGUCAAUCUAAUAAGUGCAUAUAAAUUUUAAAAUACCAUAAAGUGACACUUGUUAUGGUUUGUAAUGCUUUUUGCUUUGAAGUCUAUUUUGUUAUUUAACUACAAUGGUUUCCUUUUGGUUACUGUUUUCAUGUUAUAAUUUUCUUCUAUACUUUUACUUUCAGUCUUUAUGUAUUUUUAUAUUUCAGAUGUCUUUUGUAAACAGUAUAACAUUGUGUUUUUUCCAGUCUGAAAAUCUUUCAAUUGCUUCAUGUAAACCAUUUAUAUUUAAUGUACUCACUGAUAUUAAUAGAUGUAAGUUAACCAUUGUAAGCAAGUUCCUUUUCUAUGUCCCAUCUAAUGUAUGUUAGUUUUCUCUUCUUUAGGAUUAUUUUCUUAUUUUUGCCCCUCUAUUAGCUUAGAAGUUUUACCUUAAUGGCUUUCUGGCAAUUAGAGCAUACAGUCUUGACUUAAUCAAAGGCUAAUAUUAAUUUUGUACUUUUACUUUAGCCUUCUUGACUCAUAUGUCAUUUGUCGAUAUGAAUUAAGAUUCUAGUUUUAUGUAGUAUUGAUUUAAGUUUACAUACAUAUUUGUCUUUUUAAUUGUUGUUUUUCCCUUUCUUAUCUCCAGUAUUCCAUCUGGGAUCAUUUUCCUGUCACAUGAAAAAUGCCCUGUAGCAUUCAGUAUUUCCUUUGGUUCAUGCCUGCUGAUGGCAAACUCUCCUUUUUUGUUUAUUUGUAAAGGUCUUUAUUUCACCUUUAAUUUUGAAGGGUAUUUUUCCUGGUUCUUAAUUUUUUUGGCUGGCAAUUAUUUUCUUUCAAGUUGCUAAAGAUACCAUUCUACUGUCUUCAUACCUCCAUUGUUGCUCUUAAGAAGCCAUCAAUCAGCCUAACUUUUGUUCCUUUCAAGGUGUACUCUAUUUUUCUGGCUACUUUUAUGAUUUUGUCUUUGAUUCUCUGAAAGGUCACUAUUAUGCAUCUAUGUGUGAGUUUCUUCUUAUCCUGUUUGGGAUAUCUUGGACUUCUUAGAUCUAUGGAUCAGUGUCUUUCAUCAGUUCUGAAAAAUCCUCAGUUGUCUCUUCAGAGGUUGCCUCUGAACAUUUCCAUUUCUCUUUUCCUUCUGGAACUCCAAGUAAACAUUUGUUAGGUCUUACCAUGCCCUCCCAUCUGAAUUUUCCAUCUUUUUGACUACCUGUACAGCCUUAUGGAUAGUUUCUUCUGAACAUAAUUUCUAGUUCUUUACUUCUCGUUUGAGCUGCAUCUAAUCUGCUGUUAAAGCCAUCCACUGGAUUUCUAAUUUCAGCUGAAGUUUUUUUUUUUUUUGUAGUUUUAGAAUUCCCUUUUUUUUUUUUUUUCACUUUUUCUGAUUUCUGGCACCCUGUUGAAAUUUUCAAGAUUGGAUUUUAUUUAUCUGAAUACACUAAGCAUUGUGUUUUCAUAGUCUGUAUCUGAUGAUUCAGAUCAUUCAAAACUAAUGGAUCUGUUUGUGUUGGCUGUUGUCUCUACCGCUUCAUAUUUAUGAUGUCUUUUUUUAUUUGUAUUCCUAGUUAUCUUUCUGUGUGGACUUUGUACAUGAACAAUUGUUGGUUGAAAUAAUUUGGGGCCUAGGAUGAUGGACACUUACUCCAGAGAAGAUUUUAUUUGCAUUGGUCAGGGCUUAUAAGGGUUCUUCCUGUCUGGAACCACCAUAAUCUUUGUUUAAAGCUUAAAGUUUACUAGUCCAAUUAGAUGUUGCAAGGCCAAACUAAAAGACUUUGUGAGAGCUAGUUUAUUUCCAGUUUAUAAUUACCCUUAAACUGAAAUAUUUGAGGUUCCCAGCAUUAUAUGGGUGAUGGUUUGUUAGGAAAUCCCUUCCCUUAUAAUGAGCCUUGGGUCUUUGAUUAGCUGCCUUGAGUCAGCAGUAGAUUCAACACAGUUUGGCACUGGUGUAUUACUUAACCUCUAUUCCUAACCACAGAUGCCCUUGGGACAAAUACAGUUAACCAUAUGAGUACUAAAAGAAAAAAUGGGUGAAUUCCUCUUUGACCUCACAGAGGAAAAUAAUUAACUAUGAAUCAAAAUCUAGAUGGAAUAAAAGAAAAGUUUGAUAAAUUUGACUACUGUUUAAAUGUAUGGCAGAAAUACACCAUAUACAAAGUAGAAAAGCAACUAACAAGCUGGAAGUAAAUAUUUGCAACAUAUAUAACAUAAAGGCCUAAUAUUGUUAAUGUAUAAAGGAUACUGAAAAUGAGAGAAGGACCAACAACCCAACGAAAAUGUGGAAAGACGUGAACAAUUUACAGUGAUAUUUAAAUUGUCAAAAAAAUGCAAAAUAAAAUGCCAUGAGAUACUACUACUCACCUAUCAUGUUAGUGAAAAUGAAAAAGUAUUCCAACACAUGUUGGAAAAGGUGUAAAGAACCAAGCACUCUCCUAUACUGCUGGUGGGAAAGCAAAGAAACGGAUCUAAGGCUCGGGGAGGGAACAGCCUGGAGAUGGAGAUUUGAGAAUCAUCUGUGCUUAGAGGGAAAUGAACAGAAAUCUCUCAGGGAGAGAGAACGUGUGGACUGAGAGAAGAGGCCCAGGAACACAGCUACUCAAGGUGGCAGCGCCGCUUCCCGGUGGGCACUACUACCUGGGCUCUGGAGUCAGGCAGAGCCGCUCUUGGAAGCAGCCUGUGGGACUCAGCUGCUGAGCGCUCCUGGCAAAGUCGGGUACCGUCCCUGUGAUCAGCGGUCACACCUGGCAAUGACGUACCUCGCAGAGGGAUGCUGUGCGAGGACCUGAGAUGCGCCAGCACUCUGCAAGGCUAGAAAAGGAGGAAGAACCUGUUCAGAAUUCCUGCAGGACAAGGAAAAGAAGGGAAAAUCUCAACAUGGAAAAACUCUACAAUGAAAAUGAAGGAAAGCUGGAAAUCGAGGGAACGCCAGAAGAUGAAGUAGAGCCUGAAGAUGAAGGAAAAUCAGAUGAGGAAGAAAAGCUGGACGUGGAGGGGAAGCCAGGGCAUGAGGGAAAGCUCCAGAAUAAGGGACAGCCAGAUGAUGAGGGACAACCAGAAGAUGAGGGAAAGCAAGAAAAGCAGGGCAAGUCUGAAAAUGAGGGAAAACCACACGGUGAGGGCAAGCCAGAAUCCCUGGCAAAGCCUGAGAGUGAGCCACGGGCUGCCGAGAAGCGCCCAGCUGAAGAUUACGUGCCCAGGAAAGCAAAAAGAAAAACAGACAGGGGGACAGAUGAUUCCCCCAAGGACUAUCAGGAGGACUUACAGGAAAGGCACUUGGGCAGUGAGGAGAUGAUGAGAGAAUGUGGAGAUAUGUCAAGGGCUCAGGAAGAGCUAAGGAAAAAACAGAAAAUGGGUGGUUUUCAUUGGAUGCAAAGAGAUGUACAGGAUCCGUUUGCCCCAAGGGGGCAACGGGGUGUCAGGGGGGUGAGGGGUGGAGGUAGGGGCCAAAGAGGCUUACAUGAUAUCCCAUAUCUUUAAUGCCUUUGGCCUUCAAUUUUGUUUUCUCUGAUGAGAAUAUUGCUGCCGCUGCUUUCCCUGGCAGGCAUUUGCCAGGCUAUGUGCUUUAACCUUAAGCUGAUAUUUUGCUUUAGGUGUCACUCUUGUUACCAGCAGCCUUUUGAUCCAACUACAGUGUUCUCCGUCUUUCAGUAGGGAAUUUUCACCCUUGUGCAUGGAAGAAAUGUUCAUGGUACACUGUAAAAUAACAAUAAAGAAAAAACAGUUUUCAGAACCACA